AUAAGAAAACAAAAUUUCUUAUGAGAAACGUGGAUGGCCGAUGUGGGAAUCCUCUUUCCUUUCCACUGAGAGCCAGGCAACGCCGGCGUUCAAAGUAGGAAAAAGAAAGAAAAAGUAAAAAUAAGUGGGUCCCACCAUAGAAAAAAAUAAAAUGGAAAUCAAUGAAGAGGUGGUGAUGAGGAACUGAGAGAGAGAGAGACAGAAAGGUGAAGAAGCUGAAGAAGAAGAAGAAGAAGAAGUGGGGGGCCGAGAAGAGGCUAUGGGGGACGGAAGCUCCGGCGGCGGCGGCAACAGAGGGCUGGUGGCUAGCGGCAAUUCAAACAGCAACAAUAAUAAUAAUAGCAAUAGCAAUAGCAAUAACAGCAGCAGCAACAACAACAAACCGCAGUGGCUGCAGCAGUACGAUCUCAUUGGCAAGAUUGGUGAAGGAACCUACGGCCUCGUCUUCCUCGCACGCACUAAAUCUCCUAACAAUCGCGGAAAAUCCAUUGCCAUCAAGAAAUUCAAGCAGUCCAAGGACGGCGAUGGUGUCUCCCCUACCGCCAUACGUGAAAUCAUGUUAUUGCGGGAGAUAUCGCACGAGAAUGUGGUGAAGUUGGUGAAUGUUCAUAUUAACCAUGUGGACAUGUCGCUCUAUCUUGCAUUUGAUUACGCCGAGCAUGACCUCUAUGAAAUUAUUCGGCAUCACAGGGACAAGGUUAACCAAGGUAUCAAUCCAUACACUGUUAAGUCAUUGCUAUGGCAGCUGCUCAAUGGACUGAAUUAUCUCCACAGUAAUUGGAUUAUCCAUCGAGAUCUGAAGCCAUCUAAUAUCUUGGUUAUGGGUGACGGGGAGGAGCAGGGAGUUGUUAAAAUUGCUGAUUUUGGACUUGCAAGAAUAUAUCAAGCUCCCCUGAAGUCAUUAUCCGAAAAUGGGGUUGUGGUGACCAUUUGGUAUCGAGCACCAGAGUUGCUCCUUGGGGCGAAGCACUAUACAAGUGCUGUUGACAUGUGGGCUGUUGGUUGCAUUUUUGCUGAGCUUUUGACUCUGAAGCCACUAUUUCAAGGAGCAGAAGUGAAAGCCCCUCCAAAUCCUUUCCAGCUUGAUCAACUUGACAAGAUAUUCAAGGUUUUAGGUCAUCCCACACUAGAAAAGUGGCCAACACUUGCAAAUCUUCCACAUUGGCAACAAGACCUACAACAUAUUCAAGGUCAUAAAUACGACAAUCAUGGACUGCAUGGAUUUGUUCAUCUCCCUCUAAAAAGUGCUGCAUAUGAUCUCUUGUCUAAGAUGCUCGAGUAUGAUCCUCGAAAGCGUAUAACAGCAGCACAAGCUCUAGAGCAUGAGUAUUUUCGCGUUGAACCUUUACCAGGACGCAAUGCUCUAGUACCCCCCCAAGGAGAGAAAGUUGUCAAUUAUCCUACUCGUCCGGUAGACACAACUACAGAUUUUGAAGGGACAACUAGUCUUCAGCCUUCACAGCCGGUAUCAUCUGGAAAUACAGUAUCGGGAAGCAUGCAACCUGCUCAUGGAGUGACAGGCCGAUCUGUCCCACGGCCAUUGCUUGGCAUGCCGAGGAUGCAGCCUCAGGGCAUGGCACCUUAUAAUCUCGCAUCUCAGGCUGGGAUGGGUGGUGGGAUGAACCCUGGUGGCAUCCCAAUGCAACGUGGUGUCUCUGCUCAUCAGCAGCAACAGUUUCUUCAACAGUUAAGAAGGAAAGAUGCAGGAAUGGGAAUGGGCGGAUACCCUCCACAACAGAAACCAAGACGCAUGUGAGAGCUUUUAAGGGGAAGCUGUAGGUAACUCCGAUUGUCUAAAUACCUGAACUCAUCCAUGACAUUUUGCAUAAUGAAGUUCACAAGGUUUGCGUUCAUUACAUCCAAACCUUGUCGAUCAAUUUCAAAUGCGUUUUCAAGUCAUCCCCCAACAAAAGGAUGGAGGACCAGUAGAGUUCUUCAGAGCCUGAAUGCUGCAGCUUCAUUUAUCUUGGAAUACAGGAUGGUGCCUCCGAUGGGGAGGUAAAAAAAUGCACGAAGCUGCAAAUCUGGCUGGAGUUCAUCGUGCAUGCAGUUGUACAAUAAAUCGAUACCUAGCGGAGUUUGUUGUAUUUUUUGCUCCUAAGCAAAGCUUAUUAUAGACAUGUUGUUGGUAGAUGAUAUUGAAUUGUUUGUAGUUUUGCCGCUAAGCUUGGCAUGAAGUCAUACGUAGUCGAUCUCUAGUUUCCCACUUGAAAAGAGUGAAAGGGUGGGAAUGUUUGUAGCUACAUAAUUUGUUACCAUGUCGAUGAGAUCCCAACUAGUGUGACUCAUGCUGGUACAUAAUCCCUUCUUCUUCUUUU
Molecule: messenger RNA, 2318 nt
Organism: Ziziphus jujuba (common jujube)
Lineage: Eukaryota; Viridiplantae; Streptophyta; Magnoliopsida; Rosales; Rhamnaceae
Product: cyclin-dependent kinase E-1
Exons: 16
Coding region: 260-1756 (498 amino acids)
Biological process (GO): protein phosphorylation
Cellular component (GO): nucleus; mediator complex
Molecular function (GO): RNA polymerase II CTD heptapeptide repeat kinase activity; ATP binding; cyclin-dependent protein serine/threonine kinase activity
Source: RefSeq, a predicted model, not a curated record